UGGGGGCAGUGGCACAUCGAUUCUUCACCAAUGGCGGAAUUCAAUUACGAUACGUUCAUUUUCUGGCCGCCAUUGACAUGAUAUAUAUAUAUAUAUAUCUGUAUGCAUGUAUGUAUGAAGGUUAAGGCUGAGCUUUGAACAUUGGCCAUUGCACUGAUUCUCUAUCGGCCGAUGCUCCACAGAGAAGGAAGAAGACGGUAAAGAUCACUGAACAGUACGGAAGAGAUGGUGACGCUGGUGGUGGCAACAACCACGGAUCCCGCCUCCAUCAACCCCGCCGCCGCCCUCCUCGACAUGCUCGGAUGGAAGCCCGGUCCCUCCUUCGAGGGAAUCAGGAGCUUCACCAAUCAGCACGUUCGGUUGCUCCAGCACGACAAGGGCAUAGUGGAGGAGGACCACCUCGACGCACGGUGGCGAGACGUGACCGGCGAGGAGGUCGACGAGCUCAUCUUCCUCAGCAAGCACACCGCUGUAUCGAACCGCCCCGCUCUCACUGUUCACCCGAUCGGAGUGCCUCAUCUGAGAGAUGAUGAGGUUCCCCCACAAGGAGGGAAGCCAGGGUGGGCAGCCCCGCCAGAUCCAAGGAUUGGGCCUUGGCUGAGGUUGCUCAAGAAGAUCGCUAACUCUCACAAUUUAGUUCCAGAAUUUGAGAUAACUCUGGAGGGCACUCAUCAUGGACCAGAAACGAAUAAGCCUGCUCUGUUUGUUGAAAUUGGCAGUACUGAAGAAUACUGGAAGAGGCCAGAUGCUGCUAAAGUUGUUUCUCUACUAGUCUGGGAAGGUCUUGGACUUGGAGGAGCCCCUGCAGUCGGAAAUUGGAGCAGGGAGAACGAUAAGAAUAAAGUCCUUCUUGGGAUUGGAGGUGGACAUUACGCACCAAGGCAUAUGGACAUUGUUCUGAAGGAUGGCGUAUGGGUAGGGCAUUUGCUCUCAGGAUAUUCCCUGCCCAUGGAUGAUCCGGGCCAAUCGAAAGCAGACCCAAGUACUAUCGGAGGAACCUGGAGAAAAUCAAUCCAAGUUGCUUAUGAGGCUACUAAAUCGGCUUUUCCUGGCGGGGAAGUUAUUGCACACCUGGAUCACAAGAGUUUCAAAAGCUGGCAGAAAGUCGCUAUCGCGGGGUUCUUGAAUGAGCUGAACAUUAAAAUCGGGAAGCCAAAUGACUUCUACUGACUCUGAUGCCCUGGAGCUUUGAUGUCAGGUGGUUCUGGCCUCGCCAAGUUACUGAAAUCCGUAAAAUGUUAGUUAUUGUUUAGACUUUUACUGCCUGCUGGCACCAUAUUGCUGGUGAGCGUAUCCUGCGAAUCGGUUAGUUCUCCCACUUGUACCGAGUCAAAUGGAUUUUUCAUCGUAUAUUUAGCCCUUCUAUCCAGGGCUCCAAGUACAUCCCCCCAAAUAUAAAAUGUUCAAUUCAGAAGCUGAGGUAAUUAACUCAUAUAAUUCAAGAAAGGAGAAAUGUUGGCUCUAGAGGAGCUGUUAAAGCUGAA
Molecule: messenger RNA, 1484 nt
Organism: Punica granatum (pomegranate)
Lineage: Eukaryota; Viridiplantae; Streptophyta; Magnoliopsida; Myrtales; Lythraceae
Source: RefSeq, a predicted model, not a curated record